Messenger RNA from Nelumbo nucifera (sacred lotus), 1358 nucleotides. RefSeq names its product protein PHOSPHATE-INDUCED 1-like. NCBI's taxonomy places the organism in Eukaryota, Viridiplantae, Streptophyta, Magnoliopsida, Proteales, Nelumbonaceae. The record is from RefSeq and is a predicted model, not a curated record.
CCAGAUUCCUCCCUCACUUGUCAUCUCUCUGAAUCCUCGUGACCCCCUUCUUUCUCUUUUUCUUUUAUUAUUUCUUCAACUAGCGAAGCUACAUCUACAGAGGAAGUAAGAUCAAAGUCAGCUACCAAAAGGAAUCCAAUUUGCCUAGCUAGUUCACUCACCUAUUUAUACUCGCAUGCUCUCACCCCACAAGCUCACAACACAUCCCAUCUGAUUCUCACCAACACAGACCAAACGCCUCUCUCUCUCUCUCUCGUUCCGUUUGAUUGUCAAACCCUUUUUCUUUCUUUGCUGGAAAUGGGUUUCUCUGAAUCCUUUAAAACAACCUUUUUUCUUAUCAUACUCAUUCAUCCCAAUUUCACCAAUCUGUGCUCUGGAGCUAGAAAGCUCACAGCUCUUUACCAGCCACCACCUAUGCUUCUGACAUAUCAUAAUGGAGCUUUACUCGAAGGAGAACUCCCUGUCUCUAUUCUGUGGUACGGUAAAUUCACCCCAUCUCAGAAAUCCAUUGUUGCAGACUUUUUGGUCUCUCUUACCCCACAACAACAAAAGGCUUCCUCGUCUACAGAAGCACMUUCGGUUUCUCAGUGGUGGAAAACCAUCGAGACCUACAUGAAGAAUGCCGGGAAGAAGGGGACUCGGAUCAUUUUAUCUGACCAAAUCAUCGAUGAGAAGUACUCUAUGGGAAAAACCUUGAAAAGAUCCCAGAUUUCCGAGUUGGUCCAGAAAGCCGAUCCCAAACUCGGAAGUCUCGUAAUCAUUCUGACGGCGAAGGACGUUGCGGUGGAGGGGUUCUGUAUGAGCAGCUGCGGUUUUCAUGGCUCGGACUCGAAGAAGAAGUCGGCCUACAUCUGGGUUGGCAACUCCGAGAUUCAGUGCCCGGGUCAAUGCGCGUGGCCAUUCCACCAGCCCAUCUACGGACCACAAACCCCACCGUUGGGUGCGCCCAAUGAGGACGUGGGCUUGGAUGGCAUGGUCAUAAAUGUAGCCAGUCUUUUGGCCGGAACUGUAACUAAUCCUUUCGGGAAUGGAUAUUACCAGGGUUCCGGCGAUGCGCCCAUGGAAGCGGCCUCGGCUUGUCCGGGAGUAUACGGUAAGGGCGCUUAUCCGGGUUACGCCGGAGACUUAUUGCUGGACCCGAGCACGGGUGCAAGCUACAAUGCGCAGGGUGUCAACGGGAGGAAGUAUCUGUUACCGGGGAUAUUCGACCCUUCUACUUCUUCAUGUUGGACCAUCGUGUGAUUUUUACUAGCAAGGGGUAGGACGCGUGUCCUCUCCAAGUGCAAUCUGUUGUACAUAUGUAAGCAAAAUGAUUAAUCGUAUUUCAUUCUUUGUGUUUGGCAGUUUGAGCACCAAUA